Molecule: messenger RNA, 5307 nt
Organism: Pristis pectinata (smalltooth sawfish)
Lineage: Eukaryota; Metazoa; Chordata; Chondrichthyes; Rhinopristiformes; Pristidae
Gene: slc8a1b
Product: solute carrier family 8 member 1b
Exons: 10
Coding region: 519-3593 (1024 amino acids)
Biological process (GO): calcium ion import across plasma membrane; sodium ion transmembrane transport; cell communication
Cellular component (GO): postsynapse; axon; sarcolemma
Molecular function (GO): calcium:sodium antiporter activity
Source: RefSeq, a predicted model, not a curated record
GUUCCUCUUCAAGACGGCCAGCAGAAUGAUCAAUGAAGUAGGUGGGUCGCGCUGAGAUAAGAAUACUGGCAAGGCGCCCAUGAUGCACUGCAAGCCUGGGCUUUCUCACGAUCAGAAAUCGGAAAAUAGUAAUUGCCUUAGACAGCCGUAGUGCUCGGGCUGCACAGUCCUCGGACGCUCGGUGAACAGUUAUAUUACGCAGAAAUGCUCUACGCAUAAUAAUGAAAACAUAAUGCGGAGAAACUUUGACCAUUCCACAUCUGCUAGGCUUGAUCUCAGCUUCGUACUUUCUCCAAGAACCAUUAAUAUUUUCUCCAGCAUGAGACCGAUCGGUACACUAUGGCUGUGACUAAGCGCCAGAUCUAGCGGAUUUCAUUUAGCUCCUUUUUCUCCGAUCGCUAUGGUGGUAAAACCGUUCUGCUCCUGAUUUGCAAGCAAGGCGAAGGCAAGUGGACGUUCUAUCCAGGAACCACCGAUUGAACGCUGUGAUUGAGGCUGGACUCCUAUCGAGGACCACCAUGCUGAGGUCGUGGAAAGCGGCGCCUUGUUCGCAUGUAAUGAAUGCUGGGUUUACGCUGGCGAUCCUGUUCACUUGCCUUCAACAAGUAAAAACGGAGAAAGUGCCCGGAGCCGAGAGCAACUCGUCCGACUGCACCGGUUCCUACAAGUGCAAAGAGGGCGUGAUCUUGCCCGUGUGGUACCCGCAGGACCCAUCCGUCGGCGACAAGGUAGCUCGGGCCAUCGUCUACUUCGUGGCGCUGAUCUACAUGUUCCUGGGCGUGUCCAUCGUGGCCGACCGCUUCAUGUCCUCGAUCGAGGUGAUUACCUCGCAGGAGCGGGAGAUCACGGUGAAGAGACCCAAUGGCGAGACCAGCACCACCACCGUGCGCUUGUGGAACGAGACCGUGUCCAACCUCACGCUAAUGGCGCUCGGUUCGUCGGCGCCCGAGAUCCUGCUCUCGGUCAUCGAAGUGUGCGGCCACGGCUUCAACGCCGGCGAGCUGGGGCCCAGCACCAUCGUGGGCAGCGCCGCCUUUAACACCUUCGUGAUCAUCGCCAUCUGCGUGUACGUGGUGCCCGACGGCGAGGUGCGGCGCAUCAAGCACCUGCGCGUUUUCUUCGUCACGGCCGCCUGGAGCAUCUUCGCCUACGCCUGGCUCUACCUCAUCCUGGCCGUCAUCUCCCCCGCCGUGGUGGAGCUGUGGGAGAGCCUGCUCACCCUCGUCUUCUUCCCGGUCUGCGUGCUCUUCGCCUGGGUGGCCGACCGCCGCCUACUCUUCUACAAGUACGUCUACAAGAAGUACCGGGCGGGCCGCCACCGCGGCGUCAUCGUGGAGACCGAAGCCGACCGGCCCGACAAGGCCGACAUCGAGAUGGACGGCAAGAUGCUCAACUCGCACGAAGUAGCAGCUGCUGCCGCUGCAGCCGCCGCCGUCAGCGAGGGCGAGGUGCCUGACACGGUGGUGACGGUGGCGGGGGCCGCCAAGGACCAAGAGGAGGAGUCCCGGCGGGACAUGGCGCGCAUCCUGAAGGAGCUGAAGCAGAAGCACCCGGACAAGGAGAUGGAGCAGCUGAUCGAGCUCGCCAACUACCAGGUGCUGAGCCAGCAGGCCAAGAGCCGCGCCUUCUACCGCAUCCAGGCCACCCGCCUCAUGAUCGGCGCCGGCAACAUCCUCAAGCGGCACGCCGCCGAUCAGGCGCGCAAGGCCGUGUCCAUGCAGGAGGUGAGGCCCGAGGUGGACGAGGGGCCCGUCAGCCGCGUCUACUUCGACCCGGGCAGCUACCAGUGCCUGGAGAACUGCGGCUCGGUGGCGCUGACCGUCGUCCGCCGGGGCGGAGACCUGACCAACACGGUGACGGUCGACUACCGCACCGAGGACGGCACGGCCAACGCCGGCUCCGACUACGAGUUCACCGAAGGCAGCCUGGUCUUCAAGCCGGGCGAGACGCAGAAAGAGAUCCUGGUGGGGAUUAUCGACGACGACAUCUUCGAGGAGGACGAGAACUUCUGCGUGCACCUCAGCAACCUCCGGGUGGGCGGCGUGGCCGCGGCCGCACCCGCGCACGCGCCGUCGCCCAAAGCCGGGGCGGCGACGGCAGCGCAGCCGCCAACCGUCGGGGUGCCGGCGGGCGAGGCCACCAACGACGCGGCGUCCGUUGCCGGUGCCGCCGCCACCACCGCAGCCGCCGCCUCCUCCACCAAUCACGUGGCGACGUCCGGCGCCUGCGCCGUCUCGGAGAUCGCCUGCCUGGUGGCGCCCAGCACGGCCAACGUCACCAUCUUCGACGACGACCACGCCGGCAUCUUCAACUUCGAGGAGAAGGUGAUGCACGUCAGCGAGAGCGUGGGCGUGAUGGAGGUGAAGGUGGUGCGCGCCUCGGGGGCGCGCGGCGCCGUGCUCGUGCCGUACCGCACGGUCGAGGGGAGCGCGCGCGGCGGCGGCGAGGACUUCGAGGACACGGCGGGCGAGCUGCAGUUCGAGAACGACGAGAUCGUGAAAACCAUUACCAUUAAUAUAGUUGACCGUGAGGAGUAUGAAAAGCAAGACAGUUUCUUCAUUGCACUUGGUGAACCUGUGUGGAUCAGAAGAGGAAUGAAAGCCUUGUUGUUGAAUGAGCUAGGACCCUUCACAAAGACAGGUCAUGCUGUCUACAGGAAGGUUCAAUUUAGGGACAAGCCAAUUCCAUCUACUGUCAUCUGCAUUGCAGGUAAUACUGAAGAUAAAAAGGCUAUAUCAAGCAAAGAUGAAGAAGAGCGGCGGAUUGCUGAAAUGGGCCGUCCGGUGCUUGGAGAAAAUACAAAGUUAGAAAUCAUAAUUGAAGAAUCUUAUGAAUUUAAGAAUACAGUGGACAAACUGAUCAAAAAGACAAACUUAGCCUUGGUUGUGGGGACGAACAGUUGGAGGGAUCAGUUUAUCGAAGCUAUCACUGUGAGUGCUGGAGAAGAUGAUGACGACGAUGAAUGUGCUGAGGAGAAACUUCCUUCAUGCUUUGAUUAUGUAAUGCACUUUCUGACUGUCUUCUGGAAAGUUCUUUUUGCAAUUGUACCUCCUACGGAGUACUGGAAUGGCUGGGCCUGCUUUGUAGUGUCCAUUUUAAUGAUUGGCAUCCUAACUGCUAUUAUUGGUGACUUGGCUUCGCAUUUUGGCUGUACCAUUGGACUGAAGGAUUCGGUUACUGCAGUAGUGUUUGUAGCACUGGGGACCUCGGUUCCAGAUACCUUUGCCAGCAAAGUAGCUGCAAUUCAAGACCAGUAUGCUGAUGCUUCUAUCGGUAAUGUGACCGGGAGCAAUGCUGUGAAUAUUUUCUUAGGAAUAGGUGUAGCCUGGACAGUUGCAGCAAUUUAUUGGAGUGCUCAGGGAAAGAAUUUUGAGGUGCAGCCUGGAAACCUGGCCUUUUCGGUCACUCUCUAUACCAUAUUUGCUUUUAUAAACUUUGGUGUGUUACUGUACCGAAGGAAGCCCGAAAUUGGUGGCGAGUUGGGUGGACCACGGACUGCCAAGCUUGUAACCACAGCAGUGUUCACUUUGCUUUGGUUAGUAUACAUCUUUUGCUCAUCUCUGGAGGCCUAUUGCUACAUAAAGGGCUUCUAAAAAAAAUAAUAAAUAAAUCAACAGAACAUGAACAAAAUGGACAUCUAGUAUUUCACUCGCCUGAUGAUGGAAUGCUAACUUCUGAGAGCAUUCUUUUUACUAGGUAGAAGUGGAUUUUAGUGUUCCAUCUGCAGGGGCAUCAUAACAAUAAAGGCUAUGAAUGUAGGGCUUGGUCUGCUACUGUGCAGAUCAGUUAUACCAAAUGGUAAAAUAUUUUUUAUUGAGACAAAAGAGCCUAAAAUAAUACUUAUGGCACUUAUAUCCUCAAUAGCAUGCCCUCAUCCAUUCAUGCAAUGAUGCCUCUGUACUAAUGUGACUGUUUGAGAUCAAGUUGCUUAACACAGAAAAAUGACUCGACCCAUUAAUUAGUUUUGUUUUGGAUCUGCGUGCCCUACACUUCAUUUAACAUACUGCGUGCUGACAACUCCCAAUUAAAAUCCAGUGUUGUCAACAUUUGGAGUUUUUGGUUUAAUUUAAUUUGGGUUCCUUAGUAAAAAUGCACAGAAUAUGCGUAACUGCUAGACAUUUACCCAUACACCGUGUCAUUGUUAUUUUUGUACAAUAAUGUUAAAUGUGAUACUGUAAUGCUGUGCAUGGUUAAGGCAUUUGUCCUGUAUGUAAUAUAAAUACGUCACCAAUCUCAAGAUCUACCGUGUAUUGUUUAUUACCAGGAAUUGCUCGUCUGCGUAUGGUGAGGGGGAAAGGCUGUAGCUUUUGUCUGAAAUUUGCCACGUUUACAGAAAUAAGUGGUACUGUUGGAACUAGCACCUUCACAAAGACUGACUUGAUCUAUAAAUAAGGCAGAAUUUUUUGUUAAACUUAGAAGUUGAAUGAUAUGUUAUUAAAACUAUUCAGGGUCAUUUAUUUUAGUUUUGUUUUAGAAUGUCAGUAUAGUUAUUUCUGUUGUCUAGUUGCUUUUGUUGCUGUCAGCGCUGUGGCACAAUAAAUCAGUAAGACAGUAUAAUUGGGAUGGUGCAUGUAAAUUAACCCAAGCAGAAAGACGACAAUUGUUUAUGUUAAAUGUUGUUAAGUAGGCAACGAGGAUAUUGCUGUAGCAAUCAACAGCUCAUUACUAUUGCCAGCUUUGAGUCAUUUCAAUGUUGUGCAUUCUUGCAAAUACAGUCCAAACCAUCAAUGCCAAUUCAUACUCUUGUAUCAGAAUCUCUAUUAGAAGAAAGGCAUGUUCCAAGAUCCUAGUCACAUCAUGUGGCAUUAGGUUUUACAAAUAAACAACUCCAGUGGAGCUCGAUUGAAAAAUUGCAGAUGCUGUAUUUAGAACCAAUAAUAUAUGUAAGAUAGAAUUGAAUAAGAAUCUAUUGAAGCAAAAAAGUUGUUCUUGUGAGCCACAAAUUGUGAUCACAACAAAGGUUUGUGUAGUUGAAUUAAUGAAGAGUUAAGUGCAAUAAGUGUUUUCCUUCUAUGUUUGUUUUGAUCAAUGCUUUAAUAAUAAUAGAAAGGCAAAGGUUUGCAUUUGGUGCCAGUUUGUAAUCACUGAGAGCCAGGUUACACUUCAUCUCUAUGGAUACACCCAACUUGCAAUAUUGGUUUAAUCUUAUCACAAAAACAAAUAGGUAGAAUGCAUUCUAAUGUUUAUAAUUGAUUAUACAUGUAUGUAACUUGUACAUAACACAGUUCAUAAAAAAAACUAGUUUGCUGUGGUUUUGCUUUCCAAGUGACCACUUUACCACCUUCCCCUGAUCAAUUAUCUGUCUCU